This is a messenger RNA of Drosophila willistoni, 1108 nucleotides long. It is a transcript of the gene ClpP, whose product is annotated as ATP-dependent Clp protease proteolytic subunit. The record is from RefSeq and is a predicted model, not a curated record. Gene Ontology annotation, molecular function: ATP-dependent peptidase activity; serine-type endopeptidase activity; ATPase binding. Gene Ontology annotation, cellular component: endopeptidase Clp complex. Gene Ontology annotation, biological process: protein quality control for misfolded or incompletely synthesized proteins. The transcript is spliced from 3 exons. Lineage: Eukaryota; Metazoa; Arthropoda; Insecta; Diptera; Drosophilidae. The coding region runs from base 167 to 934 and encodes 255 amino acids.
ACUUGUCAACUCUAGCAAAAAAAAUUUUUUAUCGAUGCUGCUUUUCAUUUGACCCGGCUAUGAUUAUCAUCUCUGUCUAGUCUCAGACUCACAAAAACAGCUGUUUUGCGUAAUACUGCGAAUCAGCUUGGACUUGGACAAAACGCCAAAAAUCAAAACAGGAAUCAUGUUGAGGAACACCCUGACUAGCUUGUUCCACAAAACAUCCGUGCAAUGUGCCUCUCGAGCAAACUCUGUUCGCGGAAUAAAUCUCAUUCCUAUGGUAGUUGAACAAACUGGGAGAGGUGAACGCGCAUAUGACAUAUUCUCCCGGCUGUUGAAGGAGCGAAUCAUUUGUCUGAUGGGAAAUAUCACGGACGAUAUCAGCUCUACUGUAGUGGCGCAAUUGCUCUUUCUGCAGAGUGAGAACGUCAACAAACCUAUCCAUUUGUACAUCAAUUCGCCAGGAGGAGUUGUUACGGCUGGCCUGGCCAUCUACGAUACGAUGCAGUAUGUUAAACCACCCAUUGCCACAUGGUGUGUAGGGCAGGCAUGCUCGAUGGGAUCCCUUUUAUUGGCCGCUGGAGCACCAGGCAUGCGUUACUCAUUACCAAAUGCACGCAUCAUGAUACAUCAGCCAUCUGGUGGCGCACAGGGUCAAGCGACUGACAUACUCAUUCAUGCAGAGGAGAUAAUCAAAAUUAAACGCCAGCUUACUGCAAUUUAUGUGAAGCAUGCCAAAAAUUCAUAUGACGAGAUGUGUCAACGUAUGGAACGUGAUCACUUUAUGACCCCGGAGGAGGCAAAAACACUAGGCAUCAUCGAUCAUGUACUUGAGCAUCCUCCAGAGACUGUUUCGGACAGCGGACCUAGUUCAGAUGGCGGCAUUAGUUCAAAAAAAUCCACCAGUUCUGACGAUGAGUCUGAGAAGAAAAGAUCAAAGCAGACAGCUUGACAAUUUCAUCGAUAACCAAAUUCAAGCUUAAAGUUUAAGAAAUUCCGGUUACUUUAGCCUAAAACACAAAAAACAAAUGUUAAAAUCAUCUAAUAUAUUUGUAAAUGAAAAGCAUCAAAGCAUAUUAUUCCUGCAAAACAAUAAAUCUUAGCAUUGGUAGGAACUUUUAAAUUA